AUGGUGCUGCUCACGACGUCGGACAAUGAGCAUUUCACAGUGGACCGUGAUGUUGCGGAGCGCUCAAUUCUUAUCAAGCAGAUGAUUGAGGAUAUUGGCGAGACGGACCAGCCUAUUCCGCUGCCAAAUGUUUCGUCAUCGGUGCUGGCCAAGGUGCUUGAGUACUGCAGUCAUCACAGGAACGAUCCGCCGACGACCGGAGAUGAGAUGGAUGAAAUGCGUCGUCGCGCGACGGAUAUUUCCGAGUGGGACGCCAAGUUUAUCCAAGUCGACCAGGAAAUGCUGUUCGAGAUUAUUCUCGCUGCCAACUAUCUGGAUAUCAAGAGUCUUUUGGAUAUCGGAUGCAAGACUGUGGCAAACAUGAUCAAAGGCAAGCAGCCCGAAGAGAUCCGCAAGCUAUUCAACAUUCACAACGACUUUACCCCCGAAGAGGAAGCGCAGAUUCGGCGCGAAAACGAAUGGGCCGAGGAUCGCUAG
This is a messenger RNA of Malassezia vespertilionis, 477 nucleotides long. RefSeq lists its product as uncharacterized. Gene Ontology annotation, biological process: mitotic cell cycle; SCF-dependent proteasomal ubiquitin-dependent protein catabolic process. NCBI's taxonomy places the organism in Eukaryota, Fungi, Basidiomycota, Malasseziomycetes, Malasseziales, Malasseziaceae. The transcript has 4 exons. Gene Ontology annotation, molecular function: cullin family protein binding. The record is from RefSeq and is a predicted model, not a curated record. The coding region runs from base 1 to 477 and encodes 158 amino acids. Gene Ontology annotation, cellular component: nucleus; cytoplasm.